This is a messenger RNA of Wallemia mellicola CBS 633.66, 1107 nucleotides long. Its product is annotated as D-lactaldehyde dehydrogenase. Bases 15 to 1079 code for a protein of 354 amino acids. Gene Ontology annotation, molecular function: oxidoreductase activity, acting on the CH-OH group of donors, NAD or NADP as acceptor. The record is from RefSeq and is a predicted model, not a curated record. The transcript is spliced from 2 exons. Lineage: Eukaryota; Fungi; Basidiomycota; Wallemiomycetes; Wallemiales; Wallemiaceae.
CCAUCAGUAAAAAAAUGCCUGCAGUACAAAGUGGAACAGUAUUAGUUACCGGAGGAUCCGGUUUCAUUGGUGCUCACGUUGUUCGCACCCUCUUAAUUGAAGGUUUUCAUGUCAAAACUACAGUAAGAUCGACAGAGAAAGGUGAAUAUUUGAAGAAGAAGCUUUCAGACAUCAGCGGCGGUGGCGGUCAACUCGAAUAUGACAUCGUUGAAGACAUUGAAGCUCCUAAUGCAUUCGACGAAGCAGUCAAAGGUGUAGACGCAAUUCUCCACACUGCAUCACCAUUCCAUUUCAACUCCGAUGAUCCUAAUGAGCUUAUCGGCCCGGCUGUAGAGGGAACACUCAACUGCCUCAGAAGCGCACACAAGUUUAAUAAAGAUGUAAAGCGUAUUGUAGUCACCUCCUCAGUCGCCAGUGUUAUGACACCACGCGAUACUCCUACAACUUUCACCGAAGAAGACUGGAACACACACUCACCGAAGGAAAUCGAAGAAAAGGGCAAAGACGCUUCACGUUUGGACUUCUACAUGGCAUCCAAGACUUUGGCUGAACGUGCAGCUUGGAAAUUCGUAGAGGAGGUUAAACCAUCUUUCGAUUUAGCAACUGUCGAACCACCACUCGUUCUCGGUCCAUGCAUUCACGAAAUUCCAACAAAGGAAAAGCUUAACACAUCUAUUGCACGUUUCUACGAAUUAUUCAGCGGUGUCCUUAAAGACGCAACACCAGAAAAGCUUGUUGAACCAAUGUCUAACAUCGUUGACGUCAGAGAUGUUGCCAAUACACACCUUCUCGCGCUCACCUUCCCAAGCGCAUCUGGACAGAGAUUCAUCACCGCAUCUGACAGAGGUAUGGUCACAAACCAAGAUUUCGUUGAUGCUUUACACUCCCGUUUGGGCGAUAACGAAGCAGUUAAGAAGAAUGUACCAAUUGGUGAGCCAAACGCAGGUAAGAAGAUCAACAGACAUAGGUUCUCAAAUGAUAAGGCCAAGAACACGCUCAAGCAGACAUUCUUUUCACAAGAGCAAACUGCAGUUGAUACCUUCCUGUCUUUGCAAGAAUAUGAAAAACAAUGGAACUAAAUAAAGUGAAAUGUAUAGUCUAUUUAAU